GUUGGAGAAGAAAAGAGAGAUAGGAGAGGAAAGGUGGGUUAGUUCUGUAGGAUCGUAAGCCAUUCCGGUCGUUUAUUUCGUGCUCAAACGACCAAUACAGUUUACUAUCGGAAGAGUGGGUCAACUCGUUUUGGAGGAAGAAGUCUUAGUAGGGGAUACCCUUCUUCCCAACUUUUCUCAUCAUCUUCAUUUUGUAAAAUACGGAAAAUGCCGUUUAUCGGAAAGGAUUGGCGAGCACCUGGUGAAACUUGGGUGUGGUGCUCCAAUACCGAUGGAUGGGAACAGAUGAAACUACGACCAAUUCAGGUGGAAGAAGCAGUCGAUGCAACUCGGUCGCCAGUUUGCAGUUCAUUGGUGAAAAAUGUUUCUUCGAUGUCGCUAUCAAGUAACGAUGAAAACUGUCUACGAUCGGAUACUGAUGAUUCCGUUUCAGAAGGUGAUGAUUGGAUCCCGCAUUGUUUCGUCAAAACUGGAAAAUCCAAAGAAUUUGUUGGGUGUACGAGUAUGAGUGAGGCAUUUCACCGAUUGGACUUGGCACGAGCCGUGAGCGAUGUCCGGAGAUUCAAUUAUAUCUGUAAAGUUGUGCAAAUCCUCGUUCAGGAGAAGUUGCAAAAUCUUAGUGCUACUGCUCGGAAAGCUCUUCUUUCCAUUAUUAAGGCGAUUGUACUUAUAUGCGUUGAAAAGGACCUUCAUAUAUCCAUAGCACGAUCUCUUGUUUGUGAUUUUGGUGCCGGUCUUGAAGGUCACUUGUACGGUUCACCUCAAUUAGUUUCGAAGCAACUGAAUGUGAUUGGUGAUUUGUUGGAACUUAUUUCCGAACGACGACCUCGUACAUUAGCAGAUAGUGACGAAGAAUCAGUAACGUUUAUGGAUUUACCACGAGAAAUUCUGUCAAUCAUCUUGAGAAAACUUCCUGACCAUGUUUCACUGCUUGAAGUUGCUAAAGCACAUGAAGUUUUGGAUGCCAUUGUCAAGAAAGAAGAACAGCUUUGGGCAUCUCUGUGCAACUUCCACUUUACGCAGGAGCAAACUGCAAAAAUUAAAAGAGAUCCGAUUUCCUGGCGUCAUACCUUCUUCGAACUUAAAAAAUAUUGUGGACUGCGGGAAUUUUAUGCUGAUUUAAUUCAUCUUUGUUGUCACUGUAAAGCGAUAUUUUGGAAGGAUCAUGGGCAUCCAUGUAUAUCGAAAGAUACACCUUCAGUGCGUGUUACGCCUCAACAGUUUGUUGACAUGUUACUUUUUCUGUGAAAAAAGUUUGAUUGGUUUAUAAAAUCGCUGUGGUUUAUUUGUGAUAUACAGUAACGCGGUUUGGUUUCUUAGUAUGCAGUAUUUGUAUCUGCAAUGCAUUCAAAAGUCAGAUUACGAAUUAAAAAAAAGGGAGAUCCACUCCAUAAGAAAAAUGCAAUUGUACUCUAAAUUUUAAUUGCCUUUACCUUAGGCUUCUUAUUUGGGAUCAUUUUUUCAAUUUACAUAAACGGACCGUUGAGAAUCAACUUAAAAAUUGUAUUGUAUCUUUGUGAUUUGUAAGUAUUUGUAACUUUUCCCAUUACAUUUGUAUAAUUUGUGGAUUUUUGAUCUUUCGAAUUUUUUAUCAUAAGAGUUCAUCGACACUUCAUGUCCAACAGAUUCUGUUAAGAUCCUUGAAUUGUGAAGAGGUAAACACAAGGAUUUUGAGUAAGUACUGUAAAAUAUUUAUAGUUGUUUCCCACCGAUUCCAUGUAGCAUCUUUCAUCGUACAGUUUUUGUGUCUCAAAUGUGACAGACUACGAAUGUAAUGUUUGGUGAUAAUUAAUCUCAUGCCUGGUGGUAAUUAACAGUGGUAAACCGUCUUUUGUGCCG
This is a messenger RNA of Loa loa (African eye worm), 1839 nucleotides long. RefSeq lists its product as hypothetical. Gene Ontology annotation, biological process: protein ubiquitination. The record is from RefSeq and is a predicted model, not a curated record. Gene Ontology annotation, molecular function: protein binding. The transcript is spliced from 8 exons. The coding region runs from base 208 to 1248 and encodes 346 amino acids. Gene Ontology annotation, cellular component: nucleus; cytoplasm; SCF ubiquitin ligase complex. NCBI's taxonomy places the organism in Eukaryota, Metazoa, Nematoda, Chromadorea, Rhabditida, Onchocercidae.